AUGGCAGGAGGUGAGAUCAUGAGCCAAAAUGGAAACAAGGAAUAUCCAGGAAAGAUGACUUUCUUCGUCUUCCUUGCCUGUCUUUUAGCCUCCUCUGGAGGCCUCAUCUUUGGUUAUGACAUCGGUGUUUCUGGUGGUGUGACUUCAAUGGACUCAUUCUUGGAAAAGUUCUUCCCCUCAGUUUAUAAGGAGGAGAAGGAGAACACAAGUACCAACCAGUACUGCAAGUUCGACAGCCAACUUCUCACUGCAUUUACAUCAUCUCUCUAUUUAGCAGCGUUAAUAGCCUCCUUCUUCGCAUCUACAAUGACAAGAGUAUUUGGAAGGAAGUGGUCAAUGUUCAUGAGUGGAAUCGUCGUUCUUAUGGGUGCAACCAUUAAUGGUGCAGCUGGCAAUGUGUUUAUGCUCAUUCUUGGUCGCAUUCUUGUUGGUGCUGGUGUAGGAUUUGCAAACCAGUCUGUGCCAGUGUAUCUUUCUGAGAUGGCACCUGCUCGGCUUCGCGGCAUGCUCAAUAUCGGUUUUCAACUCAUGAUUACGAUUGGGGUGUUCAUCGCCAACUUCAUCAACUAUGGCACCGCUAACAUUAGUGGUGGUUGGGGCUGGCGCAUUAGUUUAGCACUUGUAGGUAUACCGGCUACCGUCAUAACUCUGGGAUCACUAUUUCUUCCUGACACACCCAACUCGCUCGUCGAACGUGGCCAUAAGGAGAAGGCCAAAGCUAUACUCUCCAAGAUCCGUGGCACUAAUGAAAUCCAGGAUGAGUAUGAUGAUCUUGUGAAAGCUAGCGAGGAGUCCAUUGCUAUAAAACAUCCUUGGUCCAACAUAAUAAAGAGGAAGUAUCGACCACAACUUACUAUGGCCCUCCUCAUCCCCUUCUUCCAGCAGGUCACUGGAAUUAAUGCCCUAAUGCUUUAUGGCCCCGUUCUCUUUAAGACAAUUGGGUUUGGUGGUAAUGCCUCUCUUAUGUCUGCCCUUAUUAUCGGCCUUGUCAAAGUCCUUUCUACAUUUGUCUCCAUUGCCAUUGUUGACAAGCUUGGUCGAAGGAUGCUUCUCUUACAAGGUGGCACACAAAUGAUCAUAUGCCAGAUAAUUGUGGGAACAUUGAUUUGGAUUAAAUUUGGCACCCAUGGUGAAGCGACUCUGUCGAAAACUUAUGCAAGAUGUGUGGUAAGUUUCAUUUGUCUCUAUAUGGCUGGCUUUGCAUGGUCAUGGGGUCCACUUGGGUGGUUGAUCCCUAGUGAGAUCUUCCCACUGGAGAUCCGGUCUGCAGGCCAGAGCAUCAAUGUCUCUCUCAACAUGUUGGUCACCUCCAUCAAUGCUCAAGUAUUCCUUGCUAUGUUUUGCCGCAUGAAAUUUGGCCUCUUCUACUUCUUUAGUGGGUGGGUAAUCAUCAUGACCAUUUUUGUUGCCCUAUUCCUACCUGAGACCAAGAAUGUUCCAAUUGAAGAGAUGAUCCUUGUGUGGAAGAAGCAUUGGUUUUGGGGCAAGUUCAUCGAAGAUGAGAAUUCGGAAGAUGUGGAAGAUGAUGCAUGCUUUUAA
Molecule: messenger RNA, 1539 nt
Organism: Elaeis guineensis (African oil palm)
Lineage: Eukaryota; Viridiplantae; Streptophyta; Magnoliopsida; Arecales; Arecaceae
Source: RefSeq, a predicted model, not a curated record